This is a messenger RNA of Apus apus (common swift), 2217 nucleotides long. It is a transcript of the gene SSBP3, whose product is annotated as single stranded DNA binding protein 3. Lineage: Eukaryota; Metazoa; Chordata; Aves; Apodiformes; Apodidae. The coding region runs from base 207 to 1373 and encodes 388 amino acids. Gene Ontology annotation, molecular function: single-stranded DNA binding; protein binding. The record is from RefSeq and is a predicted model, not a curated record. The transcript is spliced from 18 exons. Gene Ontology annotation, cellular component: nucleus. Gene Ontology annotation, biological process: positive regulation of transcription by RNA polymerase II.
GGCGGGGGGGGCGGCGCCCGGCGCGGCCACGUUCGGGUGCGCGGAGCAGCGGCGCGGGCGGGCGCAGCGAUCGGCGGCGGGCGCGGGGCGAUGGGGGCGCGGCGGCGGCCGGCGCUCUGACAGCCCCCGGGCGCUCCCCUCGGCAGCGGGCAGACCGGCUCCCGGCAGCGGCGGCGGCAGCGGCCCCCUUAGCCUCGGCGCGGACCAUGUUCGCCAAAGGGAAGGGCUCGGCGGUGCCCUCGGACGGGCAGGCGCGGGAGAAGCUGGCGCUGUACGUCUACGAGUACCUGCUGCACGUCGGCGCCCAGAAGUCGGCGCAGACCUUCCUGUCCGAGAUCCGGUGGGAGAAGAACAUCACGCUGGGCGAGCCUCCCGGCUUCCUGCACUCCUGGUGGUGCGUGUUUUGGGACCUUUACUGCGCAGCUCCCGAAAGGCGAGACACUUGUGAACAUUCGAGUGAAGCCAAAGCCUUUCAUGACUACAGCGCAGCUGCCGCCCCGAGUCCCGUGCUUGGAAACAUUCCCCCGAACGACGGGAUGCCCGGGGGCCCCAUCCCGCCCGGUUUCUUCCAGGGACCGCCUGGGUCACAGCCCUCGCCACACGCACAGCCUCCACCCCACAACCCUAACAGCAUGAUGGGACCCCACAGUCAGCCCUUCAUGUCGCCGCGCUACGCCGGAGGCCCCCGGCCCCCCAUCAGGAUGGGCAACCAGCCCCCGGGCGCCGUUCCCGGUACACAGCCGUUGCUGCCCAAUUCGAUGGAUCCCACGCGACAGCAAGGGCACCCUAACAUGGGCGGCCCCAUGCAAAGGAUGAAUCCUCCACGAGGGAUGGGCCCCAUGGGUCCCGGUCCACAGAACUACGGCAGCGGCAUGAGACCUCCACCCAACUCCCUAGGUCCCGGCAUGCCUGGAAUUAACAUGGGGCCGGGAGCUGGCAGACCGUGGCCGAACCCCAGCAGUGCUAAUUCAAUCCCCUACUCUUCUUCAUCGCCUGGUACAUACGUGGGUCCGCCCGGAGGCGGCGGUCCUCCAGGGACACCCAUCAUGCCCAGUCCUGCAGAUUCAACAAAUUCAAGUGACAACAUCUACACAAUGAUUAAUCCAGUACCGCCCGCAGGCAGUCGAUCGAAUUUCCCGAUGGGCCCUGGCUCCGAUGGCCCCAUGGGCGGCAUGGGGGGCAUGGAGCCCCAUCACAUGAACGGAUCAUUAGGGUCAGGAGACAUAGAUGGACUUCCAAAAAAUUCUCCAAACAACAUAAGUGGCAUUAGCAAUCCCCCGGGCACUCCAAGAGACGACGGGGAGCUGGGAGGCAACUUUCUCCAUUCCUUCCAAAAUGACAAUUAUUCCCCCAGCAUGACGAUGAGUGUGUGAUUUCCCUCCCCCUCCUCCUCUCCAGGAUCAAGAGAGUCAGCUGCCGUUCGGAGGAUCUCAACGAAUUAUGCAAGAAGAAGAAGAAGAAGAAGCUAGGUGUAUGGGCAGGGAGACGCGUGGCGGGGGCCAAAACCCCAGGUUUAGUUUCAUGCAAUAAAAAGGCUGAACUUUUUAUUCCAUAAAACAUGAAGGACAAAACUUAAAAUAUUUCAAGACAUGACAAGGCCCUUCUUUGUGCAGAAGGGUUUAUAUAUGUACAUGACACUUCUUUUUGGAAACAAACGGAAGCCUCUAGCACCCAACUCCGAUCUCUUUGCUUUGUUCUUUUAAAUAAAGACAGAAACCGAACCUGUUGUAUGUUUGUGCCGUGCAACACCAGGAAGCUAGUCUAGAUAUGAAAUCUCAUGUUGUCUCUGUUGUAGUCUUUUUUUUUUUUUUUUUUUAAUAAACUGGACAGUUUACAAUGGUGGUUUUCGUUCAGAAGGCCUGUUGUUGUUUUUUUUGUUUUGCUUUGGGUUUUUUGUUUGGUUUUUUUUCCCUUCUGUUCUUGGGGUUUUUUUGGUUCGUUUGCAGCACAACGCUUCCUCCUCCAGUUAACAAGAUCUGCUUUGGGGAAGAGACUCCACCACCUCGUUAUAAACUUGUUAACAGAGGUGACCCCUUCUAGGAUCACAUCCUCGAAUGAAUCGUGAUCUUGCUCUCUGUGACUGUGGCAUGCACUGUGUUAGUCUUUCCCCCUCUCCGAGUACAAGAAGAAAUCUCUGUCCCUCCCUUCCCCAGAGCCCUUCAGCUGGUUCACUUCAAAAAAUUGAUCAUUUAAAUUUAUUAUUUUUUUUAAACCCAC